Molecule: messenger RNA, 630 nt
Organism: Saccostrea cuccullata (small rock oyster)
Lineage: Eukaryota; Metazoa; Mollusca; Bivalvia; Ostreida; Ostreidae
Product: C1q-related factor-like
Exons: 2
Coding region: 1-603 (200 amino acids)
Molecular function (GO): protein binding
Source: RefSeq, a predicted model, not a curated record
AUGAUGACCUAUCUUCAAGCAUUCAUGUUGAUACUAUAUUUUGUGAUUAAUUAUCACGCUGUGUCAGGAGAAACAUUGUCAGAUACACGGACAAAGCUGGACUCCAUAAAGUCCUUGAUCUACAGUAAUGCUAAAGCUACAGUUACACUGGACUCUACAGCUCUGAAGGAACUGGUUAAACUCUCAACAUCAGGAUCUUCAAAUCCAACUCAAGGAAUCAGUUUCUCCGUGUAUGUUAAGACCAAACGGCUAACUGUUGGACAAGGACACACUGUUAAAUAUGAUGGAAUUCUGACAAACGAUGGUAAUGGAUAUGAUGAUAGAACAAGAGUGUUCGUUUGUCCAGUGGCAGGAACGUACAUGUUUGUUGUUGAUAGUCUUACCAGAGUAAGAACCUGGCUUGCCAUAAAGGUAAACAAACAAACUGUAGCGAUAGCCUAUAGGGCUGUUCAUGAGAAGAAUCGUUGGGGUCUAUCAAGCAGAACUGUGAUAGUAAAACUCAAGCGUGGUGACCAUGUCAAAGUGGAUAACGUAGGAUAUGCUGGAAGCGUUGACAUAUGGGAAAAUGUACAUUCAGGAUUUACCGGAACUCUGCUUUACUAGCAGCCAAGACCAACAAAUUAAGAAAGA